This is a messenger RNA of Aegilops tauschii subsp. strangulata, 1566 nucleotides long. RefSeq names its product transcription factor MYBC1. Gene Ontology annotation, molecular function: DNA binding; DNA-binding transcription factor activity. The record is from RefSeq and is a predicted model, not a curated record. Gene Ontology annotation, cellular component: nucleus. Lineage: Eukaryota; Viridiplantae; Streptophyta; Magnoliopsida; Poales; Poaceae. Gene Ontology annotation, biological process: regulation of DNA-templated transcription.
GGGAUAUCACAGCAGCAGCCGCAGCAGCGGGCAGAAAGAAAGACCCAAACGAGUGAGAGAGGAGAGAGAGAGAGAGAGACGAAAGCUUAGAAGAAGAGAGAUCCACCUCGAAGUAACCCCCUCCCUCCCUCCCCAUCAUCUCCUUCCUCCCUUCCCCCGCUCUCCUCUCCUCUCCUCUCCUCUCCUCCCGUGCUCUCUCGCUUGCUGCUGCCAGCGGAGGACUGCGGCUUGCUACCGCGGGCAAGGAGGCGAAUUGCUCUGCUCCGCCCUGCUCCGGCCCGGGAGGAUGAGGGAGGAGGAGGAGCCCAGCUGGUUCGCGCGCUUCGACGAGGACCUGCCGGCGCCGGACGAGCUCAUGCCGCUCUCGCAGUCGCUCAUCACCCGCGAUCUCGCCGCCGCCUUCGACAUCCCCACGCACGGCGGGGGCGGCCCGCUCAGCGGCGGCGCCGACGGGGCCGGCGGCGCGGGCGGCCAGGAGAUGAACGGCGGCGCGUCGUCGGCCGCCGGCUCCAGCGGCGGCAACGGGGGCGGCAACGGGGAGGAGCCGGCCAGGACCCUCAAGCGGCCGCGCCUCGUGUGGACGCCGCAGCUGCACAAGCGCUUCGUCGACGCCGUGGCGCACCUCGGCAUCAAGAACGCCGUGCCCAAGACCAUAAUGCAGCUGAUGAGCGUGGACGGCCUCACGCGCGAGAACGUCGCGUCCCACCUCCAGAAGUACCGCCUCUACCUCAAGCGCAUGCAGGGGCUCGGCAACGGCGGCGGCGGCGGCGGGGGAGGCAGCCACUCCUCCGGCUCCGGGACCGACGCCGCCACCGAGCACCUCUUCGCCACCGGGCCCUCCCCGUUCCUCCCGCCCGGCCGCGGCCCGGCCGUCGCCGACCCCUACACCCCCUACGCCGCCAUGCCCGCCGCGCACCACCAUCACCACCACCCGCAGCAGAUCGGCCACUUCCACCACCCCGCCGCGCGCCCGCUCGGCCACUACGGCGCCGGGCCAGGCGGCGGCUUCGACCACGGGUUCCUGAGCCGCGCCGUGGCCAGCGGCGCGCCAGUCGGCCCGCCCGGGAUGCACCACCGCAUGGUCGGCGGCGGGGCCGCGAUGGGGAUGAUGGCGCCGUCGUCUUUCGCCGAGGAGCUGGAGCUCGGGUCCCGCGGCGGCGGAGGCGGCGGCGGGCGCCGGGAGCUGACGCUGUUCCCGACUUCCGGCGAGCACUGAGUGUCGACAUCGACGGUGACCGGCAUCGAAUGGCAUCCGUCCGUCCUCCUCGGGUAUAUAAAAUUCGUUUUCCCCUCUGCCGCCGCCGCUACUUCCCACAGAUCGGCAUAGAAUCCCAGCAAGAUUCACGCCCCACAUCGUCAUAUCAUAGAGGCCAAGAAUUCUUGGGAAUUAGCGCUCCGCCACCCAUAUUUUCUAUCUAUCUCUCUCUUCGCCAGUGCUGCUGUUCUGUUCUUGUGUUGCGGAUAUUUGUCAUUGCUGUUCCCGUUCUCUCCUUGUUCUUUGCUGUUGAUGACAUAAAAGCUUAGCCCUAGAGACAAUUAUUUUAGACGGUAAAAAAGUUGUGAAAA